AUGGUGGUUAUUGAUCGAGAUGGUAAAAUUUUUUGCCCUUGUCGAAAGUGUGUGAAUGUCAUUCGUCCAAAUUUUCAAAUUGUUCAAAUUCAUUUGCUGCAACAUGGGAUUAUUCCAACUUACACUAUCUGGCAUGUGCAUAGGGAACCCCGUGAAUCAAAUGAGGCUUAUCAUCAUGAUAUACCCGUUGAGUGCAAUGAGGUUUUGGGGGGUAUUGAUGCCUUAGUGGAAGAUCAAAUAAGAGGGGAAUCAACUAAUACAACUCAAGAGGAGGAGGUUCGCACUUUUGAUAAAUUAUUGAAUGAUGCCAAAUGUGAGGUGUACCCAAGUUGCACAAAUUACACUUUGUUAAAAUUUGUCAUCGAGAUACUUAAUACGAAGGGGAAUGCAACACUAGAUAAAUGUCCAAUUUGUAAGGCUUCUAGAUACAAGACAAAUCAUGGUAGAGGUAAGAAGAUCUUUCGUAAGGUUCUUCGAUACUUCCCGUUAACACUGAGAUUGAAAAGGUUGUACAUGUCGAGGAAGAGAGCCGAGGAUAUGAAAUGGUUCAAGGAAAAACGUCUAGAUGACAGUGUAUUGAGCCAUCCUGCAGAUAGUGAUGAGUGGAAGAAAUUCGAUACACAUCAUCCUAAAUUUGCCUUGGAGCCUCGGAAUGUGAGGCUGGGGUUGGCUACUGAUGGUUUCAACCCUUUUGGAAAUAUGAAUAACUCAUAUAGUUUGUGGCCUGUCGUACUCAUUCCGUACAACUUGCCACCGUGGUUGGCUAUAAAGGACCCAUUUUUCACGCUGUCAUUACUUAUUCCUGGUGAAUCACAACCAGGAAUUGAUAUUGAUGUCUACAUGAGACCUUUAGUGGAAGAAUUGAAUGAAUUAUGGAAAAAUGGUACAUUAACCUAUGAUGCCUCGACUGGUGAGACUUUCUGCAUGCGUGCGACUUUGUUGUGGACGAUACAUGAUUGGCUCGCAUUUGGUGACAUUUCUGGAUGGAGAACAAAGGGUCAUUACUCUUGUUACACUUGCAAUGACGAACCAUAUUUUGAAUCUUUAAGCAGUAAAACUGCGUACAGUAACCAUCGAUGCUACUUGCCUGAUGACCACCCAGAAAUGCGAAAGAGUAGAGCAUAUAAUGGCAAGCAUGAAAAAUGGAAGAGAUCUUUGGUGAUACUGACAGAAAAGAUUGAAGAACAAUUAGGUAGCAUGACGGGUGUCACAUAUGGAAAACAUCCAAGCAACAUGAAAAGACCUCGUCAGAACCCAAAUUGGACAAAGGUAAGCAUCUUGUAUGAGCUACCGUAUUGGAAGAAAAGGAGGCUUUGA
This is a messenger RNA of Camellia sinensis, 1317 nucleotides long. NCBI's taxonomy places the organism in Eukaryota, Viridiplantae, Streptophyta, Magnoliopsida, Ericales, Theaceae. The record is from RefSeq and is a predicted model, not a curated record.